AUGUUCUUCUACAGGGAUAUGCUAAUGAUGCUAGCGAGAAAUAAAAGGGUAGACGAAGCCAGGAGAGUGUGGGAUGACUUAAAGAGGGAAGGCAUGCUUUUUGAUCAGCAUACCUUUGGUGACCUCAUUAGGGCCUUCUUAGACAGUGGACUACCGAAGGAAGCAAUGGACAUAUACGAGAAAAUGAGGCUAUCUCCUGAUCCCCUGCUAUCAUUGCCUUAUAGAGUGAUCUUGAAGGGGCUCCUCCCAUAUCCAGAAUUGAGGGAAAAAAUAAAAGAUGACUUCUCAGAACUUUUUCCUAAUAUGAUUGUUUACGACCCACCUGAGGACUUAUUUGAUGAUCAACAAUGGGAAAAGGACGAUGUAGAUGGAUGA
This is a messenger RNA of Coffea eugenioides, 375 nucleotides long. RefSeq names its product pentatricopeptide repeat-containing protein At1g62350-like. Gene Ontology annotation, molecular function: protein binding. The record is from RefSeq and is a predicted model, not a curated record. The transcript has a single exon. NCBI's taxonomy places the organism in Eukaryota, Viridiplantae, Streptophyta, Magnoliopsida, Gentianales, Rubiaceae. The coding region runs from base 1 to 375 and encodes 124 amino acids.